Messenger RNA from Electrophorus electricus (electric eel), 1800 nucleotides. RefSeq names its product enkurin domain containing 1 (gene enkd1). Lineage: Eukaryota; Metazoa; Chordata; Actinopteri; Gymnotiformes; Gymnotidae. Gene Ontology annotation, cellular component: cytoplasmic microtubule. The record is from RefSeq and is a predicted model, not a curated record.
CUUGUGUGUCAUAAAUAUAGACGUCUACAACGGCUAGCUAGCUAAAGAGCAGAUUUUUAACUGCAUUCAGUACACAUUUAUGCAAAAGCACCAUCAUGUGUGAGGGACCUUCUGUAUUAUCUGGGCCUAUUCCACCAGACCCCUCACUUUUCCCUGAAUACUACAAACGACCAGUCUCUGCCCGAGGUCGUCUGGAAGGGAAUUCUUGGGGUGAAUCUUUAGCCCUGCUGAAUGGGCCUUUAGCUCCAGAUCCUGCUUUGUACCCAGGGUGUUACAGUGCCCGCGUGCCUCACCUGCCCCGUGUUGGCCCCAAUGCUACACACAUCCUAGAAAGAAACCAGAAAGGAGAGGUGGGAGCCCUUCUUAAACUGGAGGGCAUCUCCCUGACCCCCAGCACCCCUAAACACACACCUGCAAAGCGCGAUUAUGGCAAAGAGAAUGUGCGCAGGCUGCGAGAGAUCCAAAGACGCUUCCGUGAGCAGGAGGCACAGAAGGAGCAUGCAAAGCCAGUACCUGUUAAAGCUCUUUGGACUUCGCCCAAAUACCAGGACAUCUCGUCUAGGGUCAUGGCCCAGUUACAAGAGAAAAGCCCACCAAAGAGGCCAGAGUGCCAGAACUUUCUAAGGGCCCACUCACUCUGUGGUACCGGCAGUCGACCUCAGCCUUGUUGGGCACGUUCAACUCCAGCUCUGUCCUCAGCAGCCAGCCCAAAACCUGACGCAACAGAUUCAGAGUUCCAGGUCAAAGGCCACAUGGUGGAUUUUGUGAGACAUAAUGCACGUGCUGCUGGAAAAACUGUAAUAAGACGCUCCCAGUCCAUGCAGAACCUGCGUGACAAACAGCCACCAAGCAGUGUCAAAGGCCGUGUGCCACAGUAUUUGGAGGAGAGAAAGGAGCAGUGGCGAAGGGAGGAGGAGGAGAAGAAAAAGAACAUGCCUGAUCCUUCUGUACCUGCUGGGCACUCUCAGAUGUUAGACAGAGAGAGGCAGGAAACUUUGAAGACGCUGAAAGAGACUCACAAGUCUCUGGUAAGUGAGCUGCUCUCUCUCCCAGUCAGGGCCGAUACAUUGAGUGUGCGUUCCCGCCGCGCAGUGCUCGACCAGCGUCUCUCUGAAAUUGAGGAGGCCAUUAAGAUAUUCUCUCGUGAUAAAGUAUACAUUAAAAAUGACUCAUAACAUUCUAUUUAUUCUGUGAUUAUUGCAUUCUGUGUUUAUUGCUUUUGUGUGUGUGUGUGUGUGUGUGUGAGAGAGAGAGAGAGAGAGAGAGAGAGAGAGAGAGAGAAAUUGCCUCAUUUAAUCUUAUUUAAUGGUGCAGUUCAUAGAUCUUCAUAGUUAGAGCAUAUACAUAUUGUUCACUCAGAAUAAAGCAAGCUGCAUGAUAGAAUUGUGUACAUUUAUUUAGAAAGUGUGGAAAUAUAGACUUUAGAACAUUAAAUGCACAAUAGGUAAACCUUUAUUUUCAAUCUUAUAAAGACCUAUAUGUUAUUUAUCCCACAAGUGUUACGCUGAUAUUUAUUCUUACAAGGUGACAGUUCAACCUGGAGUGUUAAAUUGUGGAUAAAAUUGUGCUUGGAAUAAUAACUUUUCAUUCACUGAAUUAAUCUUAAUUGUCUUGUAGAUAGCUGCAUUAGCUAAAUACCCUAUAUACCGUUAUAAUCUUCAUUGUAACUUAAUUAAAGCACUGACAUGGAUGCACUAUAAAUUCAUAUGUCUUUAUAAAUUCAUAUGUGCUGAUUCCUGAUCGACGUGCUAUGUAGUUACCAUGGAAUCAUUGUGUGUUGCGUCAUAAUGUGUAAAUAAA